Python bivittatus (Burmese python) is the source of this 8041-nucleotide messenger RNA. The record is from RefSeq and is a predicted model, not a curated record. Lineage: Eukaryota; Metazoa; Chordata; Lepidosauria; Squamata; Pythonidae.
GGGUGUGUGAGGUUGGAGGAGGGGCGUUUCUGGGUCAGGCUGUUCCGUGGGGAGGGGAUUAUCUGGUUCCUCCCAUCUGACCCGGCUGGGUUAGUGAUGCUUCGGUCAGCUAAAACCAACGCAGCCGGGAAAUAGUUCCUCCGGCGACCAAGAGAGAGAAAAGAGAGGGGAGGCCCCGAAGGAGGAAGCUGGGGAAAUGAGGGAAUCCUGCCGGAUUUGCGGUCGGGAACUUUGUGGCAACCAAAGGCGCUGGAUCUUCCACACCGCAGCGAAGCUGAACUUGCAGGUUUUGCUCUCGCAUGUCCUGGGCAAGGAGAUUUCCCGGGAUGGCAAAAACGAGUUUAUCUGCAGCAAGUGCGCCUUUAUGUUGGAGCGCAUAUAUCGCUUUGAUACCGUUAUUGCCCGCAUCGAAGCGCUGUCAAUUGAGCGGUUGCAGAAGCUGAUGCUAGAAAAGGACCGCCUCAAGCUGUGUAUCGCCGGAAUAUACAGGAAGAACAAUGACGAGCCCACCGACGAGACGGCGGACGCGUCUAGCCUGCCGGAUCUCCGCUACUCGGCUCUCCUCCAGGAAGACUUCGCGUAUUCAGGGUUUGAAUGCUGGACAGAGCCGGAGGAGCGCGUUGGGGACCCACAAGCGUGCCACGCGGCAGAAAGCCGUCCUAGGCGGUGUCGGGGUUGCGCUGUGCUGCGCGUUGCGGAUGCUGACUAUGAGGCAAUUUGCAAAAUCCCCCGGAAGGUGGCAAGAAAUCUCUCCUGUGGAUCAUCCAGGUGUUCUGCCAACGUUUGUAGUGAAGAAUUACCUAUAUGUGAGCCAGUGAUUGCUGACUUGCUAAGCGUCAAGGCGAAUUUGGAUGAAGAAAGCGUGGAAGGGGAAACUCCCGAAUCGUCUCUUGAGUCGUUGGACGCAACCGCGAUAGCCGGUGCAUCACAUCCGAAAGAUGAGGAAACGGUAACGGACGCAAAGAGGAGCACGGCGUGUAACUGUAUAAGUGACUGUGGAGCCCACAGCUUGUCACUUCAGGGCAACAGGUUAGAGGUAGCCCUUAGUUUGGUGAAAGCUUUUGACUGCAAGCCAGUCCAGAGUCCCAGGGGGAGCAAGUUGCCUGUUCCUGUAAAAUCAAGUUCUCAUUGCCAGGACUUCGAUAAAAGCUCUUCUUCUGGCUUCCCGAAUGUGGUGCUGAAAUCUCAACCUGGUUUUGCUUUAGCUUUUCCCUUGGAGAUGUCUGAUCUUCAGGAAUUGUGGGAAGACUUGUGUAUGGAUUAUGUUCCACUUCGAACUAAGAAUAUGUGUGAUGUUAAUCAGCAGCUAACUUACUGUAAAAUGUCAUUCAGUGAAGAGGAAACUCUGUUAAAUAAUACAGAACUUAUGGAAAAAAGCUGUUCAAAUGCUAUGAAUAAGCAGCUGCAAGAGAAAUUGAAUGAAAUGAAUUUUGAACUGAAAUCUGUCCAGCACACAUCCAAGAAACAGAAUCACAUAAUCCAGAAGUUGAAUGAGACGUUGAAGAGCAAAGAAAAUGAGUGUGAAGAACUGAAUCAUGUGAUUCAAAAUCAGACUGAGAGAAUAGCCAAACUACAAGACAUGCUACAUAAGAGCCAGCUUGGGCAAUUACAGAACUCAGAGGGCUGUUCUUCACUGCAACAGAAACAACAAAUAGCGUUUCUUGAUGUACAGAAUGCCCUUUUCCUCACUCAGUUGGAAGUGCAACAACUGAAGUGGGCCCAGCAACAAAAGGAUCGCCAGUUGGUUGAGGCCAAAAGGACCAGCCAGUUUCUAGAGACAGCGUUGCAAGAAGAACAGCUACAAAAAGAAGCAGCUUGGAGACACAAUAAGGAAUUCUGUGCUACACUUCAGCAGUUAAAAACAGAUUUACAGAACAAGAAUGUGCAAUGUUGUACUUUAGAAAAGGAAAAAUUGUUGGAGAUGCAUAGACAAGACCAGAAAAUUAAGCAUUUGACACACAGUCUAGCUUGCAAGGAACAGCUUCUACAGGAAUCUAAGGACCUCUUACAGUAUCAACAGAAUUUGGACAAAAAUUCUACAACAGCUGAUAAAAUGGUACAGAAAUUGCAACAACUAAUUAAAGAUAAAGAUGCUGCCUUGGAGCAAGCAGUAGAUGAGAAGUUCUCUGCACUUGAAGACAGAGAACAGGAACUGAACCAGCUUUGUUUGUCCAUGGAAGAGCAAGAUCAUGAUUUGAAAGGACUACGUCAAGUUAUUUCUGGCAACAAGGCUACCAUCCAGUGCCUAGAGAGCUUGCUGAAAGCCAAGGACCUGGAACUAGAGAAGCUAUUAGCAGCCAACCAGAAUUUGCAAUGGCUGAUCAAGAAUAUAGAAGCAAAAUCUCACAGGUGGCAAUCUGAACAAGAAGGAAUUAUCCAGCAGCUGCAUGACAGAAGCAAAGAAGUAGAGACCCUUUCAGCAACACUGCUGUGCAAUCUGGAGCCUGGACAGAGGGAUGCUGUGGAAGCCCUGCACCUCCACCUUCAGCAGAAGGAUCAGAUCAUAAAAGAACUCCUAAGGGACAAGAGCCGGCAAGUUGUAGAACAAGUGACUGAGCUCGAGGACUUACUUCAAGCUCUGAACACUAGAGAACAGCAAAGCCAUAUACAUUCCAAGAAAAUUGCACAGGCACUAAUAGAGAGAAAUUGUGAGCUGCAAGUCCUGCAUCAGCAACUGAUUAGCCAAAUUCUUCAACAGAAAACGGAGACUUCUACUGCUCAGUUUGUACCACAGGAGGACUCUAUUGAAGCACCAAGGCAAGAAGGUUCUAGCAAGAGUAUCCCAGCCAUGAUUUCUAACAAGGAUGACAAUAGAUCCAAGUGGGAUAAAGAUGCUUUGCAAACGUCUGCUAAACUCGAGAGGGAACUUACUAAAGCAAGAGAGGAGCUUGAAUUGUUGACGCAAAAAGAAAGAGAAAGUAGACUGGAACUCUCUGCUCUUCAGUCUGUGGUGGCUUCCCAAGAGGAGGAGCUGCAAGUUCAAGCCUCUGAUAUUGAAUCUCUUACUAGAAGCAUCCAGAUCAAAGAAGAACUAAUUAAGGACUUGCAGAUGCAAUUGAUAGACCCUGAAGAAAUGCCAGCAAUUGAACGACUUACUCAAGAAGUUUUGAUGCUUCAGGAAAAGGUAGCAAAAAUGGAACCACAAGGACAGGAACCCAUAGGAAACAAGAGGCAGCAGCUGCUGGUAAUGUUGGAGGGCUUGGUAGCAGAGAAGAAUCAGCUGAAUGAAACCCUGAAAGUAGAAAAGCAGCUCUAUUGCACUUUGGUGAAGUUUCAUGCUCACUCUGACAGCUCCAGACAAGAACAGACUCUUCAAGUAGAACUGGAGAAGGUCCAGGCACUCCGUGGACAGCUGGAAGAGGCCCUUGGAAGAAGCCAGGAGUGCCUGAGCAGGCUGGAAUCAUUGGAUAGCAAAGGAGACCUAACUGUAGCUGAGGAUGCUGAAGAUGCCAGCACUGAGUUUACAGAUAGCAUUGAAGAGGAAAUACAGCAUGGCACUCACCUACAGAACCUUAAGGGAAAUAUUGAUGACAAUCUGAUGGGCCAUUCCAGUUAUUCUGCUCUACCAACUUUGAAGAGUGAAAGCAACCAGCAGGUGAUGCUGCAUUCUCCAAAAUCUAUGGUUCAGCAUGUUAUGGAACAGAAAAAGAAACUGGAAGAAGAGCUACAGGAGCUCAAGGAACAGAUUGAGGAAGCUGGGUUCUCUUCCAUAUCUCAGCUAAGGAAGGCCCUGCUAAGCCUUUGUCUAGAGAAUGCAGAGCUCAAGGAACAAGUUGGAGAAGCAAAGUUGUCAGAGGUUUGGGAGAAGGAGGAUGAAAAGGAAGAUGAAGAGGACUUGAGGCAGGAUAUCAAGAAACUGCAAGAGAAACUGGACACUUCAGAGAUUGUGAUUGGCCUCCUCAAAGAACAAUUGACUCUAAGGAACCAAGGAUGCAGAGGCACCUUCAUUCACCAGAUGACAGCGAGCACGGCUCUGGCAAAUGAGCAGCAGCAGAUGGCCAAGCAGUGCACUUGCCAAGCUGUCCAUGGUCAUUCACCAUCACUGCACUGCCCACCCAAUCAAACUAUGGGCAGCCCAGAAGAAACCCAGGUUGAAGGAGGCAGAGUAUCAAGCAGGUUUGGGCAGAAGAACACAGAGUCAGCCGAGAGGUUCCAGUCCAAGCAACCCCAAAGCAGGCAACAGUGUCACAAAUUACGAGACAGACUUUUGGUGUCAGAGGCCACCAUCCAGGCACAGAUAGCCCAGCUCAAACAAUACAAAGCUCUGCUCAGUGAGCCCAUGGUACAACAGGAUAACAAGCAGAUACAAGUGGAUAUUCAAGACCUGGGCUAUGAGACCUGUGGGAGAAGUGAAAACGAGGCUGACAGGGAAGAGGCCACAAGUCCCGAAUGCAGAGAUCAUGAUGAGGAACUAAAGUAUUGGAAGAAGCCACUGGAGGCCCCUCUAAACAGACUAGCAAAACACGAGGCAUUCCUGGGUGUCAGCCAAUGUGACGAUGCUGCAGUUCUUCGCCAGCAUGUUUGGGCCCUCCAAAUGCAAUUACAGAGUUCCCACAAAGUUAUCCAGAAUCUACAAAGUUGUGUGCGCUCUGUAUCCACGACCAGUGAUUAUGGCUCUGUGGGCGAACAGCCACUCAAACUGAAGCAAGGCUACACUCUGGGCAACUCUCCUUCCCACAGUAUGACUGAUGAAGAUGAAGGCUGGCAAUCUGACAGCUUUGGAACUUUCUGCCCAUCAAGUCUCCAGCCCAACAAAGAUUUGGCCAGGCUUAUCCAGAGAGUAUCCCUGCUUGAAGCUCAUCUGAGUGAGACUAAGCCAAAGUUGCUUUUGCCAGAGGAAUUGAAAUGUACAGUCUCCUUGGGGAAAUAUGACUCGUUAGUCCAAGCUCAGGCUCGGGAGCUCUCCCAUCUGCGCCAAAUGAUGCGGGAGGGACAAGGGGUGUGUCAUAUGCUAAACCAACAUUUCAAGGACACCAUCAAGUCCUUUGAAGAGCUUCUGCGUGACACUGACAUUGACUACUACUUGGGGCAGAGCUUCCGUGAGCAGCUCGCAGAAGGGAACCAGCUGGCAGGCCGAUUGGCCAGAAAACUAAACCAUAGGAAUGAUCUAAACAUGGAGGACAAAGCAAGUCAUGAAUUGCUUGUGAUGAGGAUGAGCAAGGAGCUCCAAGAAAAGGAGCAAACCAUCAAGACCCUCCAAGCAAAACUGCAAGAACGCUCAGUGACCCCUUCCAGUAGCCACACUAUAUCCGAGUCACCCCGCUCUGACAGCAGCAUCUCCUUCCUCUCUGAUGGCCCAGAGGUCUGCUCUGAUGUGGAUGAUCUUACUGAAAAUAAAAUAAGUGAAGGCCAAGUCCACAACCUCCUAAACAAAGAGCUUAACAGUCGAUCUUGCAAAACUCCUGCCCAGCCAACUUGCCCAACUGCUGCAGCUACAUCCCAGGCUGCUCCAGCAGAAUGCCUCUCAAGAAGGUGUUCCCUGCAUCCCUUGCAGAUUACCAGCCAGGCUUCAAGAGGCUUUCAUGGUGAUUCCUUGUCUAAGCCAACAGGUUUGCCUUUGGCUCCACUGGACUCAGAACCGUCCUCCUGCCUGCCUUUGGGACCCACUUCUUCAGGCCCAAGGCCUCUGCUUGGCUGCUGCAGAACACCGGCCUUCUCCCUGGCUGAGGCACAGCAGGAGUUGCAGAUGCUGCAGAAGCAGCUUGGAGAAAGUGGCCCAAGUAUCUCCUCCAAAGGCAGCCCUCAGGCUUUCCACCAUGUUCCCCACUUGUUUCAUAUGCAAAAUUCUGCUGAUUGGAAGACCAAAUCUAAGGAACAACGGGAGGAGAGAUGCAGCCCUUGGUGUACCCAUCCACUCAGACAGCCUCGAGAAGGACUUACCUCCGCAUCAUGUUGUUCACCAGCCGUUCCUUUCCAGAAACUCUUGGGUGCUGAUUUUCUAGAGGAACACAUGUUUGAGAUUCGAACUCUCUGCCAGCACCUAGAGAAGUCCAUCUACACCAAUGAUCAUUUGCGGGAGCAACUGGAAAUACACCUCACCUCAAUGGCAAAGAAUAAUGACUUGGAGCACCUGCAGAAGGCUUUGCUUGCCUCGCAUUCAAAACUCCACGACAGCCAGGUGCAGUUGGAACGGCAGCGGACUGAGCAGCAGCGACUACAGGAAGAGAUCCAGGGCAAGCAGCAAGACCUUGUGCUGCUUCAAAAAGAGUUCCUGGCUUUACAGAUGAACAAUUCCAGGCUUCAACACAGAGUGAUGAUGCUUCAGCAGCAGUCUGAAGAAAACAAAGUGCUCUUCCAGACCCAGCAGGCUGAAUUACGUGUCUAUGAAGCACAGUAUGGCCCACUGCAGAAGGCAGCCUCUGGGACACAUAAGCUGCUGCUGGCAGAACGAGGAAUCCAUGUCACAGGAUACCUUCAGGACUACAAUACUCUUAAGAAACAGAUUUUGGAUGGCAAGACUCUGAUCCACCAGAUGGCAUCACUCCUGCAGCCUGGUCUGAAACUACAGGACAACACGAUUUUCUGCCAAGAAAACAUCAGGAAAUUACUUGUCCAUACUACUUCUUUGCACCAGAUCCUGGAGAAGUCCACUUCCCUCCUUGCAAUGUUUUGGAGAUCAUCGCCUCCCAUGCCUUGCGUUUCAGCUCCAGUAAGGCAACCUGCAAAGGAGCAGUCAGUAGCUGAAGAAAUCCAAAUACUCAAAGCCAAGUUGGCUGAGCAAGAGAAUCGUGUGCAGAGCGCUAACCAUAUUAAAGGAAGCAUGGAGAACUUCAUUCUCACUCACUUGACUGGGACAUACCAUGUGCUGAAGAAAGCAAGGAUUAACCUGGAGGGGAUGUCCCAGCAGCCUAAAUCCAUUUCUUCCAUUGGCUAUUGAAGAAAUGAAUCCAUCCACAUGGCCAGAAACAAAAGAUGAAGAAAAUAGAUCCAACUUUAACUCCUAAUUCAUCUAAGCUAAGCAAGAGAAUGAGGCUGCUUAAACUGCCAAAUCACCUUUGGCCAGGAGGACAUGGAUUCCAGAAUUCAUCCCAGAACCUCACCACCAUCUUGGCUACCAGCUCUGGCUAGCAUAGCGUAAAACUCCUAUGUAGUCAGUGGCAUGGCACACAGGUUUUUCAACCAUCUCCUCAUAUGCUCUGCUGCUGGACUCCAGCAGGAAAUUUAUUUGGAAAUGCUCCCGACAUCAGUGCAAUAUGAUAAUAAGACUAACGCUAUGUAUAUGGAGUGUACAAAUACACAGACUAGACCACAGUGGCACAUGCUGCUGUCAGAGAGAAGGGUGCUCUAAGAAUAGCACCCUCAGAGAGUGGCCUCCAAAGGUGCCCUAGUCUUACCAUUUGAUUCUUUGGCGUACGGUGCAGAAGUCUUUUUAUGCUGUUAGGUUAGGGAAUGGAUACAUCAUGUAUUAUUAUUAUGAUUGUUAUUAUUAUUAAGACUGUUGCUUUGUACUGUUGCUUCAAAGGAUUAGGACCUUGAUAUAUUCUUGGCAAGUGUAAUCUUGUUGGUCUGACAAUAAGGUGCAUUUAGCCCCUGAGUCAUCUUUUUUCUCUGAUUAUCUGAAUUCCCACUAGUUAAAAAAAAAAGAAAAGCAAGCUGGAGUUUGCAGAUGUUGGAAAUUGGCAUCCAUUUUUCUUAUUCUCAAUAUAAAGAGGCCUGCACUGCCUCCUAAAUAAGCCUUUGCUGGCUUCAGAAAAUCACACCGUUUCAUAUGAUUGCAAACCACUUCCAUUCUCUUCAGAAUCAAGUGCCAUUUCAAGAGCCAUUUCAGGUGAGUUUUAGGCCUGAAUUGGCUUGGAGGCCUUGAAAGAUAACCUAUUCUAAGAGGGGGAAACCCUGUGGGAAGAGCUUUUAAAACCAUCAAGCAUAGUGUCCUUCUUCUAAGCUGUUUAAAUUAAGAACCGGGGACAUUUUUUGACAGUAGCUCUAUUUGGAUGAACAAUAAGAGGAGAAAGUCUGCAGAACUACAAUUCACUCCUCAUAUAUAUGUUAUGGACUUGAUCCCAUACGUUUGCUCAACAAUAAACCUGAGACAUGACCUAAA